GAGGCAAACGUUGCCAAAGUAAAAAGAAGCGCGCAACAGUUUGCAGAAAGCAUGAUCGCAGUUAUUGAAGCCAAGAAACAGGAAAUCUUUAAUGAAGCGGAUCAUGAGGCGCAACAAUCCCUGGAACGUUUGCGAAUACAAAGGAUCGAAAUGGAACAGAAAGUCAAAAUGAUCGAAACAGCAGUCACAAAAUUUGAAACGCUUUUAAAGCGUAGCACCAGCGCAGAGCUUGCGGAGUUAGAUAAGGCAAUAAACACAAUCAUCCCGGAAGAGGUCGAUGAUGAGCGCGAACAACUAGACUGUGACCUCGAAGGUCUGCGUCAAUUAAUCUUUGAGGAAAACGAAGCCUUAAAGGAAAAAACAAUACAUGAAGGAAUUGGCCGUGUAUUAAGCUCUGAGUCCAAAGCGGAUCAGUCGACUGCUAAAGGAAAAGGACUCACUGAAGCGAUUAUUGGAAUUCAAGCGAACUUUGUUUUAACAACAAAAAAUGCCAAAGGACAACAAUGUUACGAAAAGGGUGACCGAGUAACUGCGGAAAUAAAAAAUCAGGAAGGCCAUGACUGUGCAACAGAAGUGCGAGUGAAAGAUAACCACGAUGGUAGCUACAAAGUCAGUUAUUUUGUCAAAGAAACCGGAAGGUGCCAGGCAGUAGUCAAAGUGAAUGAGGAAGAAGUUCGAGGCAGUCCUUUCUCGGUUAAAGUUUCACCAAGACAAUUCAGACCCGUGUUAUCUUUUGGACAACAAGGCUCGUCUCCUGGAAUGUUAAGCAAUCCCUGGGGAGUUGCAGUGAAUGAACGUGAUGAAAUUGCAGUGAUUGAGAAGGGGAGCGCCAGGGUUCAGGUAUUCAGUAGUGAUGGAACUUACUUAAGAUCUUUUGGUAGCUAUGGUGAUAAACAGGGAGAGUUCAACUUUCCUACUGGGAUAGCUUUUGAUAAAAACAAUAACAUUAUAGUGGUGGACUGUCAUAACCACCGUGUUCAGUUGUUCAGUGAGCAGGGUGAGUACCUGAGCCAGUUUGGUGGUUAUGGAAAUCUUGAUCACCAGCUGUCUUAUCCUUAUGGCUUAUCUGUAGAGAACGAUGGAAAUAUAAUUAUUGCUGAUUCAAACAACAAAUUGAUCAAGAUCUUUUCUCCUAAAGGCCAUUAUUUAAAUAAAUUCGGGGGUGAGGGUUCUUUAACCGAUCCCGUUCACUGUAUACAGUAUGAAAAAUAUCUCAUAGUGUCAGACAACAAUGAAUAUUGUAUCAAAGUGUUUGAUAGGAAUGGUAAUUUUUUGUACAGAUUUGGAAAGAAGGGGGAGGGGGAUGGGGAGUUCAAUAACCCUCGUUGUUUAACAGUUAACAAGGCAGGACACCUGAUGGUCUGUGAUAUAUUUAAUAACAGAAUUCAGGUAUUUGAUCUUAGUGGAAAGUUUAUAACAAAAUUUGGAUCAGAAGGAAACAAAAAAGGAGAAUUUGAUCUUCCUAUCUCUGCUGCAAUGCUCAGCGAUGGUCGAAUACUUGUGUCUGACAUUUUUAACCAUCGCAUUCAGAUAUUCGAAUAGACUAACAUCAGUAAGCCUUAAAAGAUUUGAAUUAAUUUUAUGCAACUUUUGAACAUGAAACUACUCUGGACAAGUGGUGUAUGUUCUCAGUAAGAAUAUUCUGAAUGGUCUGUUGAACUACAAAACAACCAAUCACAUCACAAAUUUCUGAGAUUGCGCAUUAAAACCCUUUAACUCCCAAGAUCUGAUUGGUCAAUUCUCCCCUCUGGCUGCUACACAUUUCUUUGUGAAUUAGUUACGAGAAUUUGGAGUUAGAUCAAAAUAAGAAC
Stylophora pistillata is the source of this 1811-nucleotide messenger RNA. RefSeq names its product E3 ubiquitin-protein ligase TRIM45. Gene Ontology annotation, molecular function: ubiquitin protein ligase activity; protein binding; zinc ion binding. The record is from RefSeq and is a predicted model, not a curated record. NCBI's taxonomy places the organism in Eukaryota, Metazoa, Cnidaria, Anthozoa, Scleractinia, Pocilloporidae. Gene Ontology annotation, biological process: proteasome-mediated ubiquitin-dependent protein catabolic process; protein polyubiquitination.